Messenger RNA from Salvia miltiorrhiza (redroot sage), 953 nucleotides. RefSeq lists its product as uncharacterized. The record is from RefSeq and is a predicted model, not a curated record. Lineage: Eukaryota; Viridiplantae; Streptophyta; Magnoliopsida; Lamiales; Lamiaceae. The transcript has 2 exons. The coding region runs from base 160 to 759 and encodes 199 amino acids.
AUGAAAUGGAACAAAAAUAAAAAAUGUGAGUACUAGUAUUUUCGAUGCAGUAUCGUACGGACUUCAAGAAGCUAAUAUAGUAACCGAGCGAGUUUAUUGAAACCGCCUCUUUAAUUGUGUUCACCUACCCACCAUCGGAGCUGUUGAUUACGCCGGAAAAUGUCGUUUUCCACCUUGAAACCAAUUGCCUGCCGGAUCCCUCCGGCCGCCGGCCCAAAUGAGUCGCUCUCCAAAGUGUCUAAAGUCGCAAUGAUGAAUACACAAGCUCAACCUCCUCUUCAGGCGAAAGGAAAGGAACUAUUGCAGGGAAGCUUAUCUGCUACAUCUAGACGAGAAAUGAUGCAGUUAACAGCUGCGUCUGUAGGUCUUCUCUCUCUUGUGCUGCCAGCAUCUGCUGAAGCGGGCACUAGAAAUGCGACAAUGAGACAGAAGAUUCUGGAGAAAUUAGAAGAGCUGAGGCGAAUGGCUGGUAUGUCAAAGCCAAAGGAUGAAGGUGAAGAAAAGAAACCAAAAGAUGAGACAGAAGGCAAGUCAAAGGUACAAAGCGACACAAAAGAAGCAAAGCCAACAGAAAAAGAUGAGAGCGAAGCCAAACCAAAGGUACAACACGGUGGCAAGGAAACGAAGGCGGAGGCAAAAGAUGAAAAAGAGCAACCAAGCACAACUCAAGAGUCCAAAGUAGCUCCAAGUGAAGGGCCAGUGAUUCCAGCACUUCCAGGUAUCAUAAAUGGUAAAUCUAUUGAAACCACUUUCCCAUGACCUAAUCCUGCCAUUUCAGAAAACCUAGAUUUACCAUUCUGGUAUUCGCAUUGUCUGUAUCAUGACAUUUUGGUUCACCAAUGGAUUGCCAAUAACGACAUUCUGUUACGACAUUAUUUGUUUUGCUUCGUCUUCUUGUUCUGUUCAGGAUCUUUAAUUACUGGUCGUAAUAUAAAAAUAUGAAAUAUUAUUUA